This is a messenger RNA of Clupea harengus (Atlantic herring), 2931 nucleotides long. It is a transcript of the gene foxg1b, whose product is annotated as forkhead box G1b. The transcript has a single exon. The record is from RefSeq and is a predicted model, not a curated record. Bases 665 to 1747 code for a protein of 360 amino acids. Gene Ontology annotation, cellular component: nucleus. Lineage: Eukaryota; Metazoa; Chordata; Actinopteri; Clupeiformes; Clupeidae. Gene Ontology annotation, biological process: regulation of transcription by RNA polymerase II. Gene Ontology annotation, molecular function: sequence-specific double-stranded DNA binding; DNA-binding transcription factor activity.
CUCGCUGGAUGUUAGUAUUGUUGGUUGAAUCAUGGUGCCUUUCUAACCCUCUCAAGUUGCUAUAAGAGGUAUUUUCUCUUGUAUGGCAAAGUAUUGGUCGCGUGAAAUCUCCAGUUGGUGCGUUUGAAGUUACUCUCUUUCCCUGAUAUCCGUCAUAUUUUUUUUUUUAUCAAUGACCCUGUUUUGUCAAUUAGGUGAAUAGUAACACAUGUGACCUUUCAACUGCGCGUUUUCUGUUUUGCUGAUUUCGCUGCAACACAGGUAGUGGCACACCACGUCCACCCCUUGUUCGAGCCUACGUAGGCGCUGACGCAAGCACGCUAUAUCAGACUUCAGUUGGAGAGCAUCGCGCGCCUUCACUAGCAGUCUACUAUGGAGAGCGACGCGCUAAGUGGUGGUCACGGCGGGGAGCUCUGUUGACAAUUGUCCUAUACUUUUUUUUCCUUCGUCCGCAGCAAGUUAGGAGCUCCUCCCCUCUAAAUGAGGUAAGCCGGGUAAGACGGAGCCUCCUUAAUUACUAAUAUCUCGAGUCCAAACGACGCGUCCCUUGUCCUAGAAGCCCCGUCAUGCAUGCAGUGUCUCGAUCCGAUCGCGUCUGACCUUUUUCCCCUUUUCAAGUACCGAAAGAGGGGGAGACGGCCCCCCUUUUUGGUUUUCGCCGGGCAUGGGAGAUCAGAGGGAGCCGACAAUGGUGCAGAAGUCCACUUCGUUCAGCAUCAAGAGCCUGCUGCUCCCGUCGAGGUAUGACAGCCCGGACGCAGGAGUCUCCGAAGAGAAAAGCGUCCCAGCUUCGGACUCAGAGAAAUCACCGGAACCGGCGGACAUGGAGCCUAAGACUUUGGGUCAGGAACCACCACCGCAACCCUCUGCACCUUCGCGGGACGAGGAAGAGGGGAGCACAGAGCAGCCCGCAAAGCAAGGCAAGAAUGGGAAAUUAGACAAGCCCCCGUUCAGCUACAAUGCGCUCAUCAUGAUGGCCAUCAGACAGAGUCCCGAAAAGCGACUCACGCUCAAUGGCAUCUACGAGUUUAUCAUGAAGAACUUCCCUUACUACCGUGAGCACAAACAAGGAUGGCAGAACUCCAUACGGCACAACCUGAGCCUCAAUAAAUGUUUUGUGAAGGUGCCACGACAUUACGACGACCCAGGCAAGGGAAACUACUGGAUGCUGGACCCGUCUAGUGACGACGUCUUCAUCGGCGGGACGACUGGGAAGCUUCGUCGUCGCUCGGCAACCUCCAGGGGUAAACUGGUCAUGAAGAGAGGUCUCCGUUUCGCGCCCCUCGGUCUGGGCUUAGGCGAGCGGCCGAGCAACCCUCUGUACUGGCAACUAUCCCCAUUUUUACCUCUCCAUCCCCCGCACUAUAAUGGAUCUACCCACGGAUUUCUAAACCAAGGACACGGGUACGGCUCCCUGUUGCCCGGUGUCGACGCGCUAGGCAACGGGGACGUCUCUCGUCAAAUUCUCGGGAGCUCGAGUGGGAGUCUCAACCUAUCAAACGGAUACGGGGUCGCCUCUCCUCAGGCUGCAGGUUUGCUCUCUGGGCACAAUGGAUAUUACGUUCCGGGACAACAAGCACAGUCUCUGCAAAGCGGACCAGGGUACGGCAUCUCCAGCUCACCACCCACCCUUAUAUCGGACUCGCUACGGACUACCCUCCCUUCUUUCUCCCCGACGCUGUCCAGUGGAUUUUCUGGGGUCUUGUCACAGCACAAGAGGGUCGCGCCCAAUUCUUUCUUGAGCUAAGCUCGCUUUCGGGCGUGUACUGUAAACUUUCCCUUCUUGAAAGUCCUUGACACUGCCUCCCUCUCUAUAGCGCAACGAAACAAAUGCAACCUCCUCUUUUUUGCAUUCAACAAGGACUAUAAAUUCUAAUGUAUAUAAGGGAACCUGAUUUUGAAUUAUUUCUUAGAUUAACAUCAUGCCAAAGGCAAUACUAUGUUUUUACUACUGUUGUUAUUUAUAGGUUGAGCGUUUUAAUUUAUGUUUUUUUAUUUAUUGAACUGUACACUUGUUUUUUUUUUCUCUAUCCAUAUGAAACACCAUGUUUGGUUAAAUGGAUCAGACUUUGUCGUAAUUAUUCUGUUAAGUUUUCUUUUUUGAAAUGUAUACAAUGUUCCCCAAAUGCUGCGCCUUAUCGACUGCAAAUGUUCUAUAAGAGACACGGACAGAGGAAAAAAAAGAGAAAGACGUCUACAUAGAGAAGAGUUCAGCACAUUGAAAUGGACCACUCAUAUAUGAAAAAUAAGGAGAUUUACUUUGAAUACAUUUUCCUACAUUUUAUGAAGACUACUGUACUGAGUAUUUUUGGAUGAAAUUGUACUGGCUACUCUAAAACCUGUUUGGGACACUAGACGUAGCAGCAGAACGGGUAUUUGUUAAGAUCAUGUAGUACAGACAAGUUUGACCCUAUACACAAGUGCUCAGGAUCAACCUUUUGACCCGUCAUCACUAGCAUACAUGAUCUCUGGUCAAGCCAGUGCCAUGUAGGCCAACAGUGAGAUUGCCUCAACCUGGCCCUAUACAGCCAUAAUUUGCUGAGGCUUGCACUACAAUUCUAUGCAUAUAAUUGACAUUCCCCAUGCACUCACGGAUAUAUUUUAUUAUAUUCAUUGCUAAUAUGAGUAUUAUUGCUGUUCCAGAAAUGUUGGCCGGUCGUCAGAGUUAUCGACACGCCAAGCACAGUAAUUCCCGGCGUUUUUUGGGGUUGCGCCGUGUUUUCAGGUGGCAUGGACGUUACUUUGAUCUUUAAAGCAAUGCGAAUUUCAUACAUGUCACAUGAAGUGUUUGCACUUUUAGUUUAUAUAGGCCUAGUGAUUUACAAAUGUGAGACGUUCGUACUAGUUUGCUGUUUCAUUUGUUUGUUUCUGUAAAUUCAAUUUGAAAUCGAUAAAAUGGCAAAAUAAAGUAUUGUAAUAUUUCCUUACAAA